This is a messenger RNA of Drosophila takahashii, 1596 nucleotides long. It is a transcript of the gene dpr14, whose product is annotated as defective proboscis extension response 14. Gene Ontology annotation, cellular component: neuron projection membrane. NCBI's taxonomy places the organism in Eukaryota, Metazoa, Arthropoda, Insecta, Diptera, Drosophilidae. The record is from RefSeq and is a predicted model, not a curated record. Gene Ontology annotation, biological process: synapse organization.
CAACACGAGCUGGUUAAUAAACGCUUUUCCGAUUUUCCAAUUUUCCGACUUUCCGACUCUCCUCUACCCCCCCGCAGCAGCAGCAACAACAAGAUAUUCGCAAAAAAAGGACCCUCUGGCAUUCAGAUCCUUGAGUGCAAUAUGUCCAAUUUAUUGGCGCAGUGCAAUCGAUAAGCGAACCAAAGUCCGCUGGCGAUGCAGUGGGACGCUGAUGCAGUUGGAUUUGGAUUUCGAUUUGGAUUUGGAUCGAUAUAGAACAGAUUACAGGCGCUCGGGCGCUCAUAUCCUGCAUAUAUCCUGCGGUGAGUGGCGCCAGUUGAUGCAUCAUCCCGUAUCCGCAUCCCGAUCCCAUCGUAUCGUACUGGCCUAUGCAGACACUCCGUUGCAGUGAUGAGAUCGAGGCUGUUUUGGAUACUGGCGAUUAUAUACUCCUCACUCCAUCACAUCGGCUCGGGCUCCACGUCGACCACAUUAAAGAGACCUCGAGCUGGCGAUCCCUUCGACUCGUUCCCGAAGAACUUCUGGCAGGAGUUCUCGUCGCCGUUCACCGACACGCCCGAGGAUGAGGAGCUGGAGGUCACCGAGACGACCACCCACGAGCCGUUCCCCUUCUUCGCCGAUCCGUACACCACCCUGAACAUCAGCACCCAGCUCUCGUCGAGCGUCUAUCUGCACUGCCGGGUGAACGAUCUGCAGGGCAAGACGGUCUCGUGGAUGCGGCGACGCGGCGAGGACCUCACCCUGAUCACCUUUGGCCAGCACACGUAUAGCGGCGACUCGCGCUACUCGCUGGAGUUCGAGGAGCCCAACGACUGGAAGCUGCUCAUCCAGUUCGCCAACGAGCGGGACGAGGGUCCCUACGAGUGCCAGGUGUCCUCGCAUCCGCCGCUCGUCCUGCUCGUCUACCUAACGAUAAUUGUUCCUCACGUGGAGAUCCUCGACGAGCGGGGCUCGGCCACGCCGGAAAAGUACUACAAGGCUGGCAGCACCAUCGAGCUGCAGUGCGUCAUUUCCAAGAUUCCGCAUCCCUCCUCCUACAUCACCUGGCGGCACGGACCGCGUCUGCUCAACUAUGACACCAGUCGGGGUGGAAUCAGUGUCAAGACGGAUAUGCUGCCAGGACGAGCGCUGAGUCGCCUGUACAUCGCCAAUGCCAAUCGCCAGGACACCGGCAACUACACCUGCAUGCUGGGCAAUGAGAUUACGGAGACGGUGGUGGUCCAUGUGCUGAACGGUGAGGAGCCCGCCGCCAUGCAGCAUGCGAAUGGAAGCCACCAAAAAGCCGACGCCUCCACAAUGGUUGUGUUAUUUCUAGUGUACGUGUGCAUCUCGGGAUCCAUUUCCGUAUCCGGAAUAGGUCGGGAUUUAGGAUUGGGAUUGGGAUCAGGAACGGGGCGAUGACGGCGCGGCGGAAAGCGGGGAUCUUAGAUCCCAGUUUGUGGCGCGGGAAAUGCAUACACCAAAAGAAUCUUGUCCAGGAUUGCAUUUUCGACUUUUACUCUAAUCAUGGGUUGUUUAACAUACGAUACAUAGCAUAAACCGAAUACUAAGCUUAAGUCAAGUGUAUUUAAAAACCGGAAAUCGAAAGAUCAAAAA